UAUGGUCUGUAUGCAAUGACUAAGAAACGAAUGUUCGAAAAGUCUAGAUGUACUUAUCGUAAUUGUCAAUAAAGUCGUAAUCAUGUGGAGAAAGAAUUAAAUUCUUUUACGAUGUAUUUUUGGUUUUAAAUUGAUCAGUGUAGAUCACUUUAUUAUUAUUAUUUUAUAUGUUAAAUAAAUAAUAAGAAACAUGGUAGACACAAAAGUAAUUGCAAACGAAGAACAAAAUUGUCAAGAGAGUAGAGUUCGUGCAAAUAGUUCUGGUACAACAACUUCGACACCUUCUUCUUUAUCUGAUUAUAUGACAGGAGAAGCAGAUGAUAGUUCUGACAGUAAAGGCAGCAUACCUUUCAACUUAAAAUCCGUAGAACCUUUAGUUUCAUUGUCUAAGGCAACAUCUGAUGAAGAUCUACAAAGAAUGGUAGAAAAAUGUAAACAAAUGGUAUUAGAAAGCGCAGAAUGUUCAGAUGAAAGAAAAUGGCUUGUAAGGCGUUUAAUUGAAUUACGUUUACGAGUUCAAGAGUUGCGAGAAACAUCAGACAAGAAUCUUCUUGAAACUCAUGUAAUACUCGGUCAUCAUUUGGUUCCACAAAAGUAUCAUAUAACUUCUUCUGGACCUGUAUAUUGUGAUCAUUGUAGUGGCACAAUUUGGAUGAUGCUUCAGUCUUGGUACAUGUGCAGUGAUUGUAGGUUCUGUGUUCAUUGGAAAUGUUUAAAUAAUAUAUGUCGUGUGUGUGUACAUGUUAUUGCUAGUGAAGCUGGUGGUUAUACUUAUACUAAAGACAUUUGUCCAGAAAGAGGAUUAUCUAGUCAAGGAUAUCGCUGUGCAGAGUGCAAGAUACAAAUAACGUUUACAUUCCCGAAAGGAUUGUCAUUAUCUUGUUUUGGUAGUCCUUUUAAGAGUUCAGAAUCAGCAUGGAUAGAGCCACGACUGUGUGACUACAGUGGUUUAUAUUACUGUCAGAGAUGUCAUUGGAAUACGACUAUGGUAAUACCUGCAAGAGUUAUUAGAAACUGGGAUAUGGAACCAAGGCUUGUUUGUCGUGCCGCAGCUCAAUUAUUGGCACUCCUUGAAGAUCGUCCAUUUUUAUUAUUGGAAGAAUUAAAUCCAAAAUUGUUUACGUUAGUCCCAGAUUUGUCUUUAGUAAAAAGAAUGAGAGAAGAAAUGCAAAUGAUGAAGCGUUAUUUAAUAAUUUGCCCAGAAGCUAAUAUACAAGGAUUGCCAUGGAAAGUUGGAUUGCGUACACAUAUAAUUGAAAAUCCUGGAAAUUAUUCGAUAAAAGAUCUUAUCGAUCUACAAAGUGGUGUUUUACUUGAAGAAAUUCGUGUUGCUUAUGAUAUUAUGCAUGUUCAUAUUACCGAACAAUGCGAAUUAUGUAAAGCUAGAGGUCAUUUAUGUGAAGUGUGUGGAAACAAUGAAAUUAUAUAUCCCUGGGAUGCUUGUGCAAUUAAUUGCCAACAAUGUCUAGCUGUGUACCAUCGUCCCUGUUGGUCUAAACGAAAUCACUCUUGUCCGCGAUGUGCACGACUUGAAAAACGUCGAGCUUUAGAAGAAGGAGAACCUUCAAAUAUUAAGAACCUUUCUAAAAAUGAAUCAUCUGAACAUCAUAAAGUUAAAAAUUCGCUUGAAAAUAUAAAUUAUAACUAAAAAUGCUGUACACACGACUCCUUGUAUUAAUGAUCUUGAUCGUAACGAUCGAACAAAGUAGAGGAAUAAAUAUUGGAUCAAUCUUUGGUUUCGGUCGAGAUCUUAA
This is a messenger RNA of Vespa mandarinia (Asian giant hornet), 1754 nucleotides long. It is a transcript of the gene DEF8, whose product is annotated as differentially expressed in FDCP 8 homolog. Lineage: Eukaryota; Metazoa; Arthropoda; Insecta; Hymenoptera; Vespidae. The record is from RefSeq and is a predicted model, not a curated record.